Suncus etruscus (white-toothed pygmy shrew) is the source of this 1962-nucleotide messenger RNA. It is a transcript of the gene PABPC1L, whose product is annotated as poly(A) binding protein cytoplasmic 1 like. Lineage: Eukaryota; Metazoa; Chordata; Mammalia; Eulipotyphla; Soricidae. The record is from RefSeq and is a predicted model, not a curated record. Gene Ontology annotation, molecular function: RNA binding. The transcript has 14 exons. The coding region runs from base 1 to 1962 and encodes 653 amino acids. Gene Ontology annotation, cellular component: ribonucleoprotein complex.
AUGGCUCAGGCUCCCGGGGCAGCGCACGCGGGGGCCCAGGCGGAGGCCCCGCCGCCCAGCUCCGGUGCUGUGAGCUCCAGCAGCCCCAGCUCCAGCUACCCGCUCGCCUCGCUCUACGUGGGCGACCUGCACCCAGAUGUGAACGAGUCCAUGCUCUUCGAGAAGUUCUCGCCUGCAGGGCCCAUCCUGUCCAUCCGCGUGUGCCGCGACGUGACCACCCGCCGCUCGCUGGGCUAUGCCUACAUCAACUUCCAGCAGCCGGCCGACGCGGAGCGGGCAUUGGACACAAUGAACUUCGAGGUGAUCAAAGGUCAACCCAUCCGCAUUAUGUGGUCCCAGAGAGACCCAAGGCUCCGCAAGUCAGGCGUGGGCAACAUCUUCAUCAAGAAUCUGGAGGACUCCAUUGAUAGCAAAGCUUUGUAUGACACCUUCUCCACCUUUGGGAACAUUCUCUCCUGUAAGGUGGUGUGUGACAAUCAUGGCUCCAAAGGCUUCGGCUUUGUCCACUUCGAGACCCAGGAAGCAGCUAAGCGUGCGAUCAGCACCAUGAACGGGAUGCUACUGAACGACCACAAAGUCUUUGUGGGCCAGUUCAAGUCCCGCCGGGAGCGGGAAAUGGAGAUGGGCACACAGGCUAAGGAGUUCACCAACAUCUAUGUGAAAAACCUGCAUGUUGACUUGGAUGAGAGUGGCCUGCAGAAACUCUUCUCCCCAUUUGGGAAGAUGCUGAGUGUGAAGGUGAUGAGAGACAGCAGUGGCCAUUCCCGAGGCUUUGGCUUUGUCAACUUUGAGAAGCAUGAGGAAGCUCAGAAGGCGGUGACAGGCAUAAAUGGGAAGGAGAUGAAUGGGAAGCUGCUGUACGUGGGCCGGGCCCAGAAGUGGCUGGAGAGGCAGAAUGAGCUCAAGCUCAGAUUUGAGCAGUUGAAGCAGGAUCGACUGAACCGGUACCAGGGUGUAAACCUCUAUGUUAAGAACCUGGAUGACUCUAUUGAUGAUAAGAAACUGAGGAAGGAGUUCUCCCUCUAUGGAGUCAUCACCAGUGCGAAGGUGAUGACAGAAGGUGAUCACAGCAAAGGGUUUGGCUUUGUGUGUUUUUCUUCUCCAGAAGAAGCAACCAAGGCUGUGACAGAGAUGAACGGGCGCAUUGUGGGCACCAAGCCGCUCUAUGUGGCACUGGCCCAACGCAAAGCAGAGCGCAAGGCCAUCUUGACCAACCAGUACAUGCAACGCAUGUCCACCGUUCGGGCCCUGGGAGGGCCCCUCGUGAGCUCCUUCCAGCAGCCCCCUAACUACUUCCUGCCUGCUGUGCCCCAGCCUCAGGCCCAGGCUACUACAUACUAUGGCUCUGUAGCGCCUAUGCAGCCUGCCCCCAGGUGGAUGGCCCAGCCCUCAAGAUCCUCCGCUGCCUACCAUCAAGCUAUCUCAACAACCCGGACACCUGCUGUGUCUUCGGGGCACUCCCAGGUCCACCUCAGCAACAUCGGAGAGGCCUCUACUCUGGGGCAAAACCCAGUUCCCCACCAAAGAGUGGCCAACAUUGGGACCCAGACCUCAGAUCUCUGUGGCGCAGGCUCCUCUCUGCAGGAAAGUCCUAUCAGGCCGCAUCUAUAUUCCUCCACGAUACACACCGUCUGCAGGCUAAAGAGGAAUGUCCCGGCCUGCAUGCAGUUCCAGGAGCCUGCUGAACGUGUCCCCAGAAGGGAGCCCCUGAGUGCUUCCAUGCUGGCCUCGGCGCUGCCUCAUGUGCAGAAGCAGAUGAUUGGUGAUCGGCUCUACCCCCUCAUCUAUGCUCUUCACAGCGAGUUGGCAGGCAAAAUCACGGGCAUGCUGCUGGAGAUUGACAACUCAGAGCUGCUGCACAUGCUGGAGUCCCCUGAGUCCCUCAAUGCCAAGGUGGAAGAGGCUCUGAUAAUGCUUCAGGCACACCAGGCCGAGGAGCAGACGGACACAAAUGUGCAAUGA